Messenger RNA from Grus americana (Whooping crane), 2173 nucleotides. It is a transcript of the gene VDR, whose product is annotated as vitamin D receptor. Bases 402 to 1784 code for a protein of 460 amino acids. Lineage: Eukaryota; Metazoa; Chordata; Aves; Gruiformes; Gruidae. Gene Ontology annotation, molecular function: vitamin D response element binding; zinc ion binding; nuclear receptor activity. The transcript has 11 exons. Gene Ontology annotation, biological process: cell differentiation; negative regulation of transcription by RNA polymerase II; multicellular organism development. The record is from RefSeq and is a predicted model, not a curated record. Gene Ontology annotation, cellular component: nucleus.
AGCGGGGCAGGACCGAGCACCCAAAGGGACCCGGGGGGUGGCGUGGGGUGGGCGGAGGUGCCUGUUCUCCGGGGCGAGCGGCUCCUUCUUCUUUUUUUUUUUUUUUUUUUUUUUUUUCCCCUGCCUUAUUGGAGCUUUUAGCAUUAAAAGUUUCUUCAGAAACUGUUUUUCAUGAGAAACCAGCCCUGGCUUUGCAGCGUUCCGUGGCGUGUUCUACUCCCACACGAGCCGGGCAGUGACUCAUCUUCCUCCGAGGACUCGGGUAAAGGAGGACCGAGAGAUCUCGGGGGGAACGCGCACGUUCCCCCAAAGGGACCCGGCUCACCCGCCGCGGUUCCGCGGACCCCGUCAGUGCUUCCUCCGCGUCUGCCGGGGAUCGAGAGCGAACCUUGGGUGGCUCCAUGUCCCAGCUCCAGAGCUCCUGGGAAAUGCACCAGCCAAGCGUGGCGUAUCUCCCGGAUACAGACAUGGAGACCGUGGCUGCUAGCACAUCGCUUCCCGACCCGGCCGGCGACUUCGACAGGAACGUGCCGCGCAUCUGUGGCGUCUGCGGGGACAGAGCCACCGGUUUUCACUUCAACGCCAUGACCUGCGAAGGCUGCAAGGGCUUCUUCAGGAGAAGCAUGAAGAGGAAAGCGAUGUUCACCUGCCCGUUCAACGGCGACUGCAAAAUCACCAAGGACAACCGGCGGCACUGCCAGGCGUGUCGGCUGAAGCGCUGCGUGGACAUCGGCAUGAUGAAAGAGUUCAUCCUGACGGACGAGGAGGUCCAGAGGAAGCGUGAGAUGAUUCUGAAGCGCAAGGAGGAGGAAGCGCUCAAGGAGAGCCUGAAGCCCAAACUCUCAGAGGAGCAGCAGAAAGUCAUCGACAUCCUCCUCGAGGCGCAUCACAAAACCUAUGACCCCACGUACGCCGACUUCACCAAAUUUCGGCCCCCCGUGAGAAGCAACGCCAGCGGCAGGGGGGCUGCUCGCUCCUCCUCCAUCCUCACCCAGGACUUGUCCUCGGAGGAUUCCACCGACCUCUUUGGCUCCGAAGCCUUCGGCACGUUUCCAGAGGCCGUGGAGCCCCAGAUGUUUUCGAACCUUGUCCUCUCCGAGGAGAACGACGAGAGCUCCUCGAUGAACAUCGACUUCUCUCACCUCUCCAUGCUCCCGCACUUGGCCGACCUGGUCAGCUACAGCAUACAGAAGGUGAUCGGCUUUGCCAAAAUGAUCCCGGGAUUCAGCUCUCCCUCGGGCUCUUCCCUUCCCAGGGACCUGGCGGCGGAGGACCAGAUCGCCCUGCUGAAAUCCAGCGCCAUCGAGGUGAUCAUGCUGCGCUCCAACCAGUCCUUCACCCUCGAGGACAUGACGUGGACCUGCGGCAGCAACGACUUCAAGUACAGGAUCAGCGACGUCACCCAAGCUGGCCACAGCAUGGAUCUGCUGGAGCCACUCGUGAAAUUCCAGGUCGGCUUGAAGAAGCUGAACCUUCACGAAGAAGAGCACGUGCUCCUCAUGGCCAUCUGCAUCCUGUCCCCAGAUCGCCCGGGCGUGCAGGACACCUCGUUGGUGGAAUCCCUCCAGGAUCGCCUCUCGGAGAUCCUCCAGACCUACAUCCGCUGCAGGCACCCUCCUCCCGGCAGCCGCCUGCUCUACGCCAAGAUGAUCCAGAAGCUCGCCGACCUCCGGAGCCUGAACGAGGAGCACUCCAAGCAGUACCGCUGCCUCUCCUUCCAACCCGAGCACAGCAUGCAGCUCACGCCGCUGGUGCUCGAAGUCUUCGGCAACGAGAUAUCGUGACUCGGCAGGAUGUCGCGACGCCGGCCGCGGGAUCGAGCGCGUGUGCGCGCGUGUGUGUGUCCCACCGCUAAAGGGAUAAGUCAGCAGCGAGCGGAGGGGACGUGGCGGGAGAUUUGGACGUAGACGGGUUGGUUUCACACUACUGGGGGGUUCCUGCUCCGUCUCAGCCGCGGCGGGUGAGGUUUGGUCGCCGCGGAGUGGUGACAGACCCAAAUCCGUGUGGGGUUUUUUUUUUCCCCCCGUAUUCCGUGAGCGGCUUUUUCCCCUUCCCUGCUGGCUGUGAGAGCUGACUUAUCCCUUUACGGAUGUUUUUGAGGCCAGGCUGCCUCGAAUCAUUUCUUUCUUGACCCCAAAAAACAAAAAAAAAGCCCCCAAAAAAUCGGGUUGCU